Scylla paramamosain (green mud crab) is the source of this 2277-nucleotide messenger RNA. RefSeq names its product ryncolin-1-like. Bases 322 to 1029 code for a protein of 235 amino acids. The transcript has 3 exons. Lineage: Eukaryota; Metazoa; Arthropoda; Malacostraca; Decapoda; Portunidae. The record is from RefSeq and is a predicted model, not a curated record.
CUCCACAGGAAGAAAACAUUAACAGUACACAAAGCUGCGAGGAUCUUGCUACAUCCGGUGCCAGCGCGAUAAGAGGCACACUGGCGCCCUUACCCAAGUGCCGCUUCAUCUAAUAUUAACACAACACUUCACCAUACUAGAGGAGUGAUGACAUGCAUGAGCACCACAGUUUCUAUUCUUUCCUCGCCACACCCACCGAGGCUUGAAGUGGCGUGUUGAGGCCCGCGAAGCACCCAGGGCUCAAGACACAAACCACUUUGCUCUGAGCAGCACCCGGCCACGGUCGCCUUGGUUAGGUGCUCUGGCCAGCAAUUAUUUGCGAUGCAGUUCCUUGUGUUCCUCGCCAUGGGCGUGGCCGUGGCCCAGGCAAGCGCCACGCCUCCCACAGCUGAGGAGAAUAGCUGUUCAGGCCUCAAGGACGAUCGCUCCCUUCUGUCCAGCCUACUAGCGGUAACUGGCUACAGUGAUGCUUGCGUGGCCGCCGCCCUGGACUUCUGUAGUAGUGGACAAGAGGACAGCCGCUACGCGUCCCUCAUGGAGGAGGCGAGGGAAGUGGUGCAGCAGGUCAGUGCUGCUGUAAACAAAUGGGAGUCUCGGCCGCGUCACUGCAAGGACUUACUGGACUCCGGGGACAGCGGGAGCGGCCUGCGCCAGGUAUACCCUUACCCUGGGCGACCCCACCACCGCGUGCCCGUGUUUUGUGACCACACCGUCGACGGCGGGGGAUGGACCGUCUUCCAGCGGCGCACCAGUGAUGCCGUCCGCCAAGAUUUCUACCGCACUUGGGUCGAGUAUCAGUUGGGCUUUGGUGACCUGGAGGGUGAAUUCUGGCUGGGCCUUGACCUUCUGCACCAGCUGACCUCCACCACCCUGCAGCAGCUACGAAUUGACCUGGACGAUUACGAGGGAGAACAUCGGUGGGCCAAGUAUGGAUUCUUCCACGUGGGCGCACCAGAGACCAAGUUCCGCCUCAGUGUUGGAAGACCUAUAUCCUUCCUGCAAUACUGGGACCAGAACUGCACAGUAUAAUGCACACAGCAGAUGAGGUCUGAUCAGCGCCAAAUAUAAUUUUAAUAUUGCUUCGGUAUUUUUACUUUUAAAGCCACUAAAAUUAAUCCCAAUAACCGAAUUGCUUUAUUUCUGGCCUCCACGCAUUGUUUUCUUAGACGGAGACGAGAACUAACUAUGAGUCCUAUGUCUUUUUCAUUCUUUGAAUUUAACAUCUCAUCUUCUUUAUUGCAUGCCUACUGUGUGGGUUUCUUCUAUUUACGCUAAGUACUUUGCGUUUGUUAGUAUCAAACGGCAUUUGUCAUCUGUCUGUCCAUUCGUUCAUCCUAUGCGAUGGCACCCGAAUCUGACCUAAUUCAUCUACCAAUUUCGUGUCAUCCGCAAGUUUACCAACACCGCUAUUAAUGCCACUAUCCAGAUCAGUAAGAUAUAUUAAAAAUAACAAUGGCCCUAACACUGAUCCCUGCGGCAGCCCACUAAUUACUUGAUCCCACUCGGACCUUGAGCCGUUUAUUAUAACUCUGUUGCCUGUCGCCAAGCGACGAACUUAUCUAGCCUAACACCUUCUCAUCUAUCCCGUGCACCCUAGCCUUUCUGUCUGUUUUAUCAAAUUAUUCUCAUCUAAAUGCUUCCUAAUGUUCCUCACGAUUACUGAUUCCAUUACUUUACCUGCCAUUGAAGUUAAGCUGACUGACAGGUGUAUAUAAUCAGACGUUAACGUUUUAUCUUCUUUCUUAAAGAUGGGCACUACAUUGGCCUGCCUCCACAUUACCAGUACCUCUCCUGAGUCCAGUGAUUUGCUAAACACGGUAACUGGCGGCUCACUAAUAACCUCUUUGCAUUCCUUAAGUACUCUGGGAUAUAUUUGGUCUGGUCCUGGUGACAAUUUUUUUUUUUCAGGCCGUUCCACUGUCUCCUUAGUUAUGAAAAUAUACAUCAGCUUUUCAUUCUCUUCUGCUCUAAAAAUCAGUUCACUCUCCAGCAUUUCCUGCAUGUUUGCCUGGGUGGACAAUUAAAAAAAUUACCUGUUCAGAAUUUUAUUCAUCUCUUCCCCAGAACAAACUAACUUUCCAUUACAUGCCUUAAAUGGACGUAUUGUUUCUCUAUUUUUCGUCCUAUAGUUAGAUAGAUAAAUAGAUAAAUAGAUAGAUAGAUAAAUAGAUAGAUAGAAAGAUAGAUUGAGAUAGAGAUAGACAGAUAUAAAUAGACAGAUAGAUAAGAUAUUAUCUCUUUUUUCUCAUGUGUGUGUGUGUGUGUGUGUGUGUGUGU